AUGCUGGGAGGACUCCUCACAACCACUCUUGUGUUAAUUCUUGGAUACGCAUAUCCAGCUUUUGAGUGCUUUAAAACCAUUGAAAGACGUGGUACAGAUAAUGCAGAAUUAAGAUUUUGGUGUAAAUAUUGGGUCCUAAUCGCAAUACUUACAGUUUUUGAAAGAUUCGCGGAUAUAUUCGUUUCAUGGGUACCAAUGUAUUAUGAAAUGAAGCUAGGGCUUAUUAUCUACUUAUGGUAUCCUAAAACCAAGGGAACAGGGUAUGUAUAUGAAACCUUGUUGAGGCCAUUUUUAUCGCGACAUGAGACCGAUAUAGAAAGACAUUUAAAUGAAAUGAGAGCGAGAGCGUAUGAUGUGGCGAUUCACUAUUGGAACAAUUCCUCGGAGUUGGGACACGCUAAAUUUUUAGAGAUUUUACAGUAUAUAGCUUCGCAACCUACAAGACCAAGAUCCGAGGGGCCGCGAAAUUAUGAAAACUUUGGUGACAGAAGUACUCCGCCGCCACCACCUCCUCAUCCGGUUGCUCCUAUCACAACUCCUCAGCCUGAUCAGGCUGAGGAGAGAGUGAUACCGACUGCUCCACCGAUGCCGAACAUUAGUCGUCGCCACCCUGCAAACCCAGGGGAGUUGGAGACCCCUGGAUCUCCAAGUGGACCCCCUUUGAAUCCCGAGGCAAAAGUUGAAUAAAACAAAAUUGUCGUGGCAGAUUUGUGGAAGAAAGAGGUUGCAAAGGUGGAGAUACGAAUAGAAUUAUACAAGGGUUGGGGGCCCACGUUGUGGAAAUACAAAUUACAAAGGUUACUCUUGUAACAUAUCACAUUUUAUUUUCUGAUUAUUUUGUUUUCUGUAAUCAACUAAAUAAGUCAUGGAAGCUCGUUUUAGUUUUAAAAUUGUUUUGUUUGAAAUUAUAAUGUGU
This is a messenger RNA of Lactuca virosa, 916 nucleotides long. The record is from the annotation of a GenBank genome assembly. Lineage: Eukaryota; Viridiplantae; Streptophyta; Magnoliopsida; Asterales; Asteraceae.